AUGUCUACGUCGAUGGCAAAAUCGUCUCUUCCGUCUCAACCAACCGGGAAAAUAUUCUAUAUCUCCAUCGAGUGCGCCUCGGGCAACUGCCCCAACCAUCCAGCCCACAGCUGGAAAGAUGUAUCUAUUGUGCUUAGCACCGCCGAUCCAGGUUUUGAGCAUGCAGGAAACUGGGCACAUGGUGCCACUGGAGGGGCGAUGUCGUCACCUGACAAUGGCAAAACCUGGAAUUUCGACACAAUUGACAUCCCAGCCCAAAAGGCUGAGUAA
This is a messenger RNA of Colletotrichum spaethianum, 270 nucleotides long. RefSeq lists its product as uncharacterized. NCBI's taxonomy places the organism in Eukaryota, Fungi, Ascomycota, Sordariomycetes, Glomerellales, Glomerellaceae. The transcript is spliced from 3 exons. The coding region runs from base 1 to 270 and encodes 89 amino acids. The record is from RefSeq and is a predicted model, not a curated record.